This is a messenger RNA of Cornus florida, 720 nucleotides long. Its product is annotated as large ribosomal subunit protein P2B-like. NCBI's taxonomy places the organism in Eukaryota, Viridiplantae, Streptophyta, Magnoliopsida, Cornales, Cornaceae. Gene Ontology annotation, biological process: cytoplasmic translational elongation. Bases 170 to 514 code for a protein of 114 amino acids. The record is from RefSeq and is a predicted model, not a curated record. Gene Ontology annotation, cellular component: cytosolic large ribosomal subunit; ribosome. The transcript is spliced from 4 exons. Gene Ontology annotation, molecular function: structural constituent of ribosome.
UUGACCCGGAUCGGGCCGGAUUUGUUCUGCUCGCCCGGGAAGAAAGAAACCUAAUCGAACCAAAACCCUAGCUAUAUAUUGACUACAUUCUCGGCCUCCUUCCAUUCUGGUUUGUAUUCGUCUCCUGUCUUUCUGCAGAUCCAGAGUUCUCAAGUUAUUCUGAGCACAGAUGAAGGUUGUCGCCGCAUAUUUGCUCGCUGUGUUGGGUGGGAACACCUGUCCUUCAGCCGAUGAUUUGAAGAACAUUCUCGGCUCUGUUGGAGCUGAAGCUGAUGAAGAUAUGAUAAAGCUUCUUCUGUCUGAAGUUAAAGGUAAGGACAUAACAGAGCUGAUUGCAUCUGGCCGGGAAAAGUUGGCAUCAGUUCCUUCUGGUGGCGGCGCUGUUGCUAUGGCUGCACCUGCUGGCGGUGGUGGCGGCGCUGCUGCUCCAGCCGCAGCUGAGUCCAAGAAAGAGGAAAAGGUGGAAGAGAAAGAGGAGUCUGAUGAUGAUAUGGGUUUCAGUCUCUUCGACUAAGUUUAGGCGACUGACUUUUUGUAUGAAACCUUUCCCCUUUGAUUCAGAUCUAAAAGACGCUUAAGUUUUCUGUUUGCCGGAGCUAUUACAGUUAUGGGUUAUAUUCUGUAGAAGAGUAUCUUAGCUUUGGUUUUAAAUUUUGAUUUAUGGAUCUUAUGAGUUUUUCUUUAGAAAAAUGAAUUUACUUUGCUGUCUCGUUUGAAAUA